Colletotrichum graminicola M1.001 is the source of this 444-nucleotide messenger RNA. RefSeq lists its product as uncharacterized. Bases 1 to 444 code for a protein of 147 amino acids. Lineage: Eukaryota; Fungi; Ascomycota; Sordariomycetes; Glomerellales; Glomerellaceae. The transcript has 2 exons. The record is from RefSeq and is a predicted model, not a curated record.
AUGAAGUUCACUCUCGCCACCGUUGUUGCUCUCUUCGGCGCCUCUGCCAUCGCCGCCCCAACUCCUCAAGAUGACGGCGCCCCUUCCGAGAACAUUGAUAUCUCGAACCUUUCCGUUCGCAGACAAGAGAACGGCACGGUGACCCACGUCAGCUUCAAUCUCUCUGGCGACGAUGCACAGGGUCUCCUUUGCAGCGCCGAUACUGGCGUUCCCUCCAAUGUCAUCACCUGCGGCGAUUUCAAAUAUAGCUUCAGCGUCCAGAAGGGCAACGAGACCGACUACGCUCUGAGCAUCUACCACACGUUCGCCCCUGGCGUUGGUUACUGGGGCCAGGGUGAUGUCUUGACGUACUGCCAUGCCGGUGGUCUUGGUGACCUUCUCUGCGACCAGGUCAACCCUACGACGAUUGUCAUCAACAGCAACCCCCUUGCCGUCAACGCUUAA